Messenger RNA from Manis pentadactyla (Chinese pangolin), 3702 nucleotides. It is a transcript of the gene SLC6A18, whose product is annotated as solute carrier family 6 member 18. Bases 56 to 1960 code for a protein of 634 amino acids. Gene Ontology annotation, cellular component: plasma membrane. NCBI's taxonomy places the organism in Eukaryota, Metazoa, Chordata, Mammalia, Pholidota, Manidae. Gene Ontology annotation, biological process: sodium ion transmembrane transport. The record is from RefSeq and is a predicted model, not a curated record. The transcript is spliced from 12 exons.
UCCCGGGGCUGAGUGUGGGUGGCUCCCAGACCCUGGCUGAGGCCCGGGGCUCCGGAUGCAGGUGGCAGGGCUGAGCCGUGGCAUGGCACACCCCCCAGGGCCAGAUGCACCUGGGGACGGCGGCGGGGAUGCGAGGCCCCGGUGGGACAACAAGCUCCAGUAUCUGCUGAGCUGCGUGGGCUUUGCUGUGGGCCUGGGCAACAUCUGGAGGUUCCCGUACCUGUGCCAGAGCCAUGGUGGAGGAGCCUUCCUCGUCCCCUAUCUUGUUGCCUUGGCCCUCGAGGGGAUUCCCCUCUUCCACAUUGAGCUUGCCAUUGGCCAGCGCCUGCGGAAGGGCAGCGUCGGGGUGUGGACAGCCAUCUCACCCUACCUGGGUGGAGUCGGGCUGGGCUGCUUCACCAUGUCCUUCCUGAUCAGCCUGUACUACAACACCGUCCUGAGCUGGGUGCUGUGGUACUUCCUCAACUCCUUCCAGCACCCGCUGCCCUGGAGCUCCUGCCCACUGGACCUCAACCGCACAGGGCUCGUGGAGGAGUGCCAGGGCAGCAGUACCGUGAGCUACUUCUGGUACCGGCAGACGCUGAAUAUCACGGCCGACAUCAGUGACAGUGGCUCUAUCCAGUGGCGGCUGCUGGGCUGCUUGGCUGCCUGCUGGGCGAUCGUGUAUCUGUGUGUCAUCAGAGGCAUCGAGUCCACUGGGAAGGCAAUUUACUUCACGGCCUCAUUCCCCUACCUGGUCCUGACCAUCUUCCUGAUCAGAGGGCUCACGCUGCCUGGGGCGACUGCUGGGCUGGUCCACCUGUUCACUCCCAAUAUGCAGAUUCUCCUGGACCCCCGGGUGUGGCUGGAUGCAGCCACCCAGAUAUUUUUCUCUCUGUCUCUGGCCUUUGGAGGACACAUCGCUUUUGCGAGUUACAACCCACCCAGGAACGACUGUCAGAAGGAUGCAGUGGCCAUUGCCCUGGUCAACAGCAUGACCUCUCUCUAUGCAUCCAUUGCUGUCUUCUCAGUCUUGGGGUUCAAGGCAGCCAAUGACCAUGGGCGCUGCCUGGACAGAAAUAUUCUCCGCCUGAUCAAUGCAUUCGACCUCCCGGACCAGGGGAUCUCCAGGGAAGCCUACCCUGCAGCUCUGGGGCAUCUGAAUGCCUCCCAGCCCAAGCAGGUCGCCCAGCUCCACCUGGAGUCCUGCCGCCUGGAAGACUUCCUGGAUAAGAGUGCCUCCGGCACGGGCCUGGCCUUCAUCGUCUUCACGGAGGCCGUCCUCCACAUGCCCGGUGCCCCCAGCUGGGCUGUGCUCUUCUUUGGGAUGCUGUUUGCCUUGGGCCUGUCGUCCAUGUUCGGGAACAUGGAGGGCAUCAUCACACCGCUCCUGGACAUGGGGCUCAUGCCCAGAUCGGUCUCCAAGGAGGUCCUGACUGGGGUGACCUGCCUGGUCUGCUUCCUCGUGGCGAUCUGCUUCACGCUGCAGUCUGGAAACUACUGGCUGGAGAUUUUUGACAAUUUCACCGCUUCCAUGAACCUGCUGGUCUUUGCCUUCUUUGAGGUGGUGGGCGUUGCUUAUGUUUACGGGAUGGAGCGGUUCUGUGAUGACAUAGCGUGGAUGACAGGGAGGCGGCCUGGCCUUUACUGGCAGGUGACCUGGAAGGCUGUCAGCCCCCUGCUGCUGCUGACCAUCCUUGCGGCCUAUGCUGUCCUCCUGGCCUGGACGCCGCUGAGCUACAAGGCCUGGGACCCCCAAUAUGCGCAGUUCCCCUGGAGGCAGGAGAAGUCCUACCCGGGCUGGGUACGGGCCACCUGUGUGCUCCUGUCCUUUGUACCCUCCCUGUGGGUCCCCGCUGUCGCGCUGGCCCAGCUGCUCUUCAGGUGCAGACGGAGGCAGGACGCUGGGCAGGACCGUGGUGAAGCUGCUGAGGGCCAGGGACGGGCGUGGGGAGGGCUGGGCCCCUGUGCUGCUUGCUAGCAGAGCACCCAACCGUAUUACACACUUGCUCUGACCCUGAGACCCGUGGUAGUUGUCACCUGAUGUCCCCAUGCCCUCCAGACCCAGCUCAUGGCACACCCCAGCUCAACAUUGUCCAUGCUGUUUGACAAACUGGAGGCGGCCUAGUCUGGCUGCCAGGGCCUUGCCAUCUGGGGUCCUGCAGGUGCCAUCUGGGUGGUCAUAUGCUGUGCCUGCAAAUGUGUAAACACCAUGGCGUGUGUGGGCGGGGGUCCCAACUACCAAGCAGGCUGGCAGAGGAGCCUCUGAGAAGGCCCAUGGCCACAUCCUCUGCAGCUGGGGGCAGCUGGGGGCCUCAGGCCACUCGAGCUGGGAGGAUCUGCGUGGCUGACCUCCAAAAAGUUGAUGCCCCCACGGUGAACUCAGAGGAAGGCCGUUUAUUCACUUAGAGGACUGGGGUCAUGGGCAUGGUCUGCUGUGACCAUGUUCCAAGUGGAGGGACCUCUGGGGUGCGGCCAGGCAGCAGAGGUGCAGCAAUCACAGAGAACCCCCCAGCUGCCCACCCUUGCCCAGGGCAGGCCCUCCUCCCGUGAGCCCAUGAGUAGGAGCUGCCAGGGGCUGGGGAUCUGCAGGGCCACUGCUGCAAGCCCCCCUCCUGCAGCAGCCUCAGGGUCACCUGUGUCCCCAGAAACAAAGAGGCUGAGGAACCUCGCCCACUCACUCCUGGCCGCCCCUCCACUGCCCACCCCUGCCCGCGUCAUGCCCUCUGAGCAGCCCCUGGUGCCCAUCUCUGAGUCCUCCAGGGUUCCCAGACUCCCCCGCCUCCCCAUCACUCAGCCCACUCCCCUGCUAGGCAACCCCCAUCCCUCUUCUCUCUCUUCCCCCUCACCCCACAGCACCCCAGCCCCAGCCCCGUUCUAAGGCGCAGGGCCCUGGACACACAAGCUUGCUUCUCACUUGCCACAGGGACCACGUGCAUCCUUGGCUUCCCCCUGCUGGGAGCAGCCCAGUGAAGACCUCGACACCCCUUUCUAAGCCUUGUCAGGAGUCCCAGGUGGGGCAGGCACUGUCCGGGGCUGAAACCCCCACACAAAGUAGGCAGGUUACAGGCAGCCUGUGCCAGCCAAACAGGGGCUGGCCUUGCCCUGUCAGCCCAGACCCGCAUGAACAAAGGUGCAGGCACAGCCACUAAAGUGGGCUGAAUGCAAAAGUGCCCCCGAAAGUGUGUCCUAUGACCCCAGGUAGGGCGAGCCCCACACAUUGCCCUCCCCUGCGGUCCUUGGCUGGCGGCCCCCUCCUCCACCAAGCAGCAGCGACGGCCAGUGAGCCUUUCUCACAGCCAUUCCUCUGACACGCGUCUCUUCAGCUCCUUCCAUAGUGAGGGACAGAUCAUAUGAGGUCCACCUGGAAGUUCAGGAGGCUCCCUUCAGCUCAAGGUCAGCUGAUUGGUCACCUAAUGCCACCUGCGCCCGUAACCUCCUUUGCUGUGCCAGGUAACUCCCUCACAGGUUGGACACGGGCAUGGACAUUUUUGGGGAUCAUUAUUCUGCCCAAGCCUGCCCAGGUUUGGAAAGCCCUUGGCUCCACGGUGUCCUUCACAGGUGGGACCCCACACGGCCGGGCAUGCAGCACACACCAGGGUCGCAGGGCUGGGGUGACCACUCAGCACUCUGGGGUCUCAGGGCAUUGUCACUUGCCUACCAGUGUCUGUGGGGUGUCUGAGCAGAUCAGCUGCCUGACACGCAUGGUAGAUCUAGGGAGGG